AAAAAACAAGAGAGAAGCAAGAAGAGGAACGUUUUAUUGAAGCAACCGAUAACAUAAGGGAGAUCGUUCUUGUUUGGUAGCUCAAAGCAAUUCGGAUACAAAAAUGUCUGCUAAUUUCUGGACUUCAUCUCACUACAAAGAACUUCUAGAUCCUGAAGAGGUGGAUGUCGUGCAUCAGCUUGAUAAGGAGAGGGGCAUUACCCUUGACGAUUUCAAGCUCAUCAAAUUGCAUAUGUCCAAUUAUAUUGCAAGAUUGGCUCAAAAUGUCAAAGUGAGACAAAGGGUUGUCGCCACAGCCAUUACUUACAUGAGACGUGUGUACAUCAGGAGAAGUAUGACUGAAUGCGAUCCUCGUCUGGUUGCUCCAUCUUGCUUAUAUUUGGCAUCAAAAUCAGAAGAAAGCACUGUGCAGGCCAGACUUCUUGUAUUUUACAUCAAAAAAUUAUAUUCAGAUGACAAGUAUAGGUAUGAAAUAAAAGACAUACUUGACAUGGAGAUGAAAAUCUUGGAAGCCCUCAAUUAUUACUUAGUUAUAUUCCAUCCAUACCGAUCGUUGUCUCAGUUGUUACAGGACGCUGGCAUGAAUGAUACAGCUCAAUUAACAUGGGGACUUGUGAAUGACACCUAUAAGAUGGACCUAAUUCUCAUACAUCCGCCACACUUGAUUGCAUUGGCAUGUAUAUACAUAGCAAGUGUGCUCAAAGAUAAAGAAACUACUGCCUGGUUUGAGGAGCUUCGAGUUGAUGUGAAUGUGGUGAAAAACAUAGCAAUGGAGAUACUAGAUUUCUAUGACGGCCACAAAAUGAUCACAGAUGAGAGGGUUAAUGCAGCGAUGAGCAAGCUAGCUGGAAAGUAGGAGGUGCUACAGCAGACGAGAGCCUCUGGUUAUGUCAACUAAUUGUCAAUGGGUUUGUUGGACAAAUUUAUUAGUGUCAUCCUCUGAGCUCUAAGUGAUGAAUGAUGGCAAAAGCUGUAAUGCCGCAAUGUCCAUUUGUGAAGAAAAAGGAAAGACGAAAACAGUCGUUGCAAUAAAAGUUAAACUUGCCCGGAAAAUAAAAAAAAGAGUGAGAGGUGGUUGUGGUAGCUUUAGACUUGGUAAAUUACAGAAUAUUAAUGAGAAGAAGUUUGUUGUACCACCUGAUGCGGAGCUAAAAGGGGUGUCAAUUGUUCGGUUCGGCCGAUUAUUUCAUAAAAUUUGUACUAUACCAUUUUUUCGGUUAUUCUAUUUUGUAUAAUCAAAAUUAGACUUUUCGAAAUCGUCCCAAUCAUAUCGGUUUUUCUUUGGUA
This is a messenger RNA of Nicotiana tabacum (common tobacco), 1287 nucleotides long. Its product is annotated as cyclin-C1-2. The record is from RefSeq and is a predicted model, not a curated record. Gene Ontology annotation, biological process: regulation of transcription by RNA polymerase II. NCBI's taxonomy places the organism in Eukaryota, Viridiplantae, Streptophyta, Magnoliopsida, Solanales, Solanaceae. Gene Ontology annotation, molecular function: cyclin-dependent protein serine/threonine kinase regulator activity.